AUGGUAAUUGAUGAUUGGAAAAACUAUACAUACGGCUGGGACCCUCGACUAGUCAUUUCGGCGGUUUUUGUUGCGGUGUCGGCAAAUAUCAUCGUGUUUUAUAUUUUCCCCCAGUUCAAUACCUUACUCAAGUAUGGUAAAACCGCACAGCAGAAACAAGUUGGCCUGGAUACGCCUUUUGAAAAGGCAAUUGAAUGGUUUCUGAGUCUUCGGGUGCCCAAGUCUUGGUUUGCUCAUUAUUACGUGUUUUACCUGGUCCUUCAGUGGUCUCAGGUCUACUAUAUCUGGCUGCAAAACCUUCCUGUGACGAAGAAUACUGUCAUUUGGGCUCUCUUGACGUUGCAGGCUACUAGAAGAGCAGUGGAAAGUUAUACAUUGACCGAAUGGAGCUCUAAGCUGAAAAUGCAUUUCACCCAUUAUUUGGUUGGCCUUCUUUACUACCUUGGUAUCUCUUCCAACUGUUUCUUGGGCUUGCUUGAUAACAGGGAACACAUCCAGUGGAGCUGGCAGUACCCCGUGCUCGUGGUUAUCUUCUUGGCGUUUUCCAUUGACCAAUUCCUUAACCACAAGCACUUGGCCUCGUUGGUCAAGUACUCGGUGCCUACGUUUAACUUUUUCAAGCUCGUGUCUUGUGCCCACUACUUCGAUGAAAUAUUCCUUUACCUUACAAUCCUAUUGCUCCUGCUUGUUCAGCAACCAUAUACUGUACCUGACUGGAACUUCCUUGGCAGCUGGAUCUUUGUCAUAACGAACCUUAGCGUUUCUGCUUUGGGAACAAAGGCUUACUAUAAAGAGAAAUUUGACAAUUACGAUGUCAAGUAUGCCAUCGUUCCUUAUAUCUUGUGA
Candidozyma haemuli is the source of this 846-nucleotide messenger RNA. RefSeq names its product putative polyprenol reductase (gene DFG10). Gene Ontology annotation, molecular function: 3-oxo-5-alpha-steroid 4-dehydrogenase activity. Gene Ontology annotation, cellular component: endoplasmic reticulum. The record is from RefSeq and is a predicted model, not a curated record. NCBI's taxonomy places the organism in Eukaryota, Fungi, Ascomycota, Pichiomycetes, Serinales, Metschnikowiaceae. The coding region runs from base 1 to 846 and encodes 281 amino acids. Gene Ontology annotation, biological process: polyprenol catabolic process; dolichol-linked oligosaccharide biosynthetic process. The transcript has a single exon.